AAUUGGAAACGUAUUCCUUUGAUUUGUAACCAUUUUUCUUUUAUUAGUUCCGGUUUCUUUAUAUUGUAAAUCCUGUGUCGUUAACCCUCAUAAUUCUGCUCUAAUCUUAUCUAUUCCUACGUAUCUAAUCUUAACACUUAAUCAUGUCCGUCCGCUUUCACCUCUUUACUUAGUCAUCAAUGAAACCAUUCGAGUACUUUGGUAUCUGUUGGAAACAAGUCAAACCAUCUCUAUCUUACUUACGCUAGACAAAAAAAAAAAAAAACACUUUAAAAUAGCCAGAAAAAUUCAUUAUUAGCAAUAUCACAUAAUUUAUAUUUUCCCCAUUCGAUCGCAGGUGUGGAAAAACGUUUACAUUUCAACGCGUUUCUAUUGUAAUACAUUGCUGGGAUCGUCGAGAAGACCUUCUUCGAACGCGAGAUAUACAUAUAUCUCAGAGGAUAUUUCUGCUCGGCCGCGUCCGGGACGCGUUGUCUGUUUAUUGUCUUUUCGGUUGGACUGCGGUUCCCUUCGAACGUGGGAAUAAAGUGGCGAGCCGAGGAAGAUUUCGCGACGGCGUUUAACGUUUCGCGAUAACGUCUGUCGAUGAUGACGAGGGAACAAUUCGGAUCGACGCUUUUCGAGGAAUCGUAGGUGACGGCGUAACGCAGGAUACGGGAAAUCAAGUGGAGACAGAGAACGCAGGCGCUCUCGUAGACGUAACCAAGAGGCAGCGUUCUUCAUGCUGCUCGAUCCCAGGAGCCGUUCCCACCACGGAUCGACACCCCUGGAAUCGUUCGGAUGAGCUUCUCCAUCGACGACCAUGUCGACAAGCGUGUACGACGACUCGAGAUCGUCAUCGACGCACUCGACAGAGUUCAACGUCACCCAAAAUGACACCGCGAUCCCCGUCGACGAAAAUUCCGAGAUGAAUAUCAUCGACAUCUUGCGGCAGCAAAUUUACGACAACAUCCACAACGACACCGAUUACUUGUUGAUCGUCCUCUACGUUCUCGUCAUGGCACUCGCCGUCACGGCCAACGUCCUAGUCAUCGCGGUCGUUUUCAAGUACCACUACAUGCGCAGCGUUACUAAUUACUUCGUGGUGAACCUGUCCGUGGCGGAUCUUCUCGUGACCACGAUUUGCAUGCCCAUGGCCGUCAGCCAAGCAGUCUCGACCGUGUGGGACCAUGGAGAAGUCAUGUGCAAACUAGUCUCUUACCUCCAAGCUGUUGCCGUCGCCGCCUCGGUUUUCACCAUUACCGCGAUGAGCAUCGAUAGAUACCUGGCGAUAAGGAGUCCGAUGGCGUUUCGACGGGUCUUCAAUCGCAAGAGCACCGUCCUCGUUAUCGUCGCUCUCUGGCUGAUCGCUUUAAUCAUCUUUGCUCCAGUCCUGAAAGUGAGGACCCUCCAUAUCGCAAACCAGAGCGACAUAUUCAGGACGACGACGGGGAAUUUUUCACAGAACUUCUUGCGUCUGUACCGGUUGAUACCUCCUCAGUACGUUUGUGGGGAAGAUUUCGAGCUUCUGGGCAUCCAAGCGCGUGUUUUCGGACCUGUCUGGUUCAUGUUGGUUUACGCCAUUCCUGGUUCCGUCGUGGUAUUGGCCUACUCCAUGAUGGGUCGCACGCUGUGCUCCAGAAGACCACCGUUUGAUUGUGAUAGUGUCGAAGGAAGUGCCAGUUCGCAACAGAGCUUCCGGCUGGUACGCGAGAGAAGGCGAAUUGCUUGGAUACUGCUUCUCCUGGCUGUGCUCUUUGCUCUCUGCUGGCUACCGUACAACGUUCUAAUGCUCUUGGCCGACCUGGGUACAGUCGGUGCUGAAGGUAGUACGUUCUCGGAUGUCCACCGCUAUUUCCUCUUUCUGGGACACGCGAACAGCGCGCUGAAUCCUGUGGUGUACUGCUUCAUGACUCGCAAUUUCCGCCGAAGCGUAGCCGAAAUUCUUCGACGCGGUCCCCGCGGCCUGGCGCGUCGAAGACCACGUCGCAGAAGUGUUCAAGGAACCGCCGUGAUCGAUGACGUGUGCGCAGGGUGCAGUACCGGUGGCGGUUCGAUGAGACGAGGAUUGCUACGUAAACGAAGAAUGUUGCCUUCGUGCGGAUGCGGGCUGCCCAUAGGCGGUCACCACGCUGUUUUGGCACUGAAACGCACCACUACGUCUAGCAGCGGUUACGACAGCUUCUACAGUAGACACAGUCCUCAUCGACGGUGCUACAUGCUGCGUAGCCUCAGGAUGAAGCCUUCGACGCUCGUUGGGCAGCCAGCAAAGGCUGGCACACAACAGGAAACUUGCUACGAGAAGAACGAACACGAAGGUAGCCAACCUCGAGGGAACACCACCGUCACCACGGACGAACAACGUUGCUCCUGAGAGUGAAUCAGAAAUUUCACUGAAACAAUUAUUAUUCGAGCGAAGAAGGAUCUUUAUCGAAGAAUUCGAGGAGU
This is a messenger RNA of Hylaeus anthracinus, 2427 nucleotides long. Its product is annotated as RYamide receptor-like. Lineage: Eukaryota; Metazoa; Arthropoda; Insecta; Hymenoptera; Colletidae. The transcript has 9 exons. Gene Ontology annotation, molecular function: neuropeptide Y receptor activity. The record is from RefSeq and is a predicted model, not a curated record. Gene Ontology annotation, cellular component: membrane. Bases 803 to 2353 code for a protein of 516 amino acids. Gene Ontology annotation, biological process: G protein-coupled receptor signaling pathway.